Messenger RNA from Lotus japonicus, 1367 nucleotides. RefSeq names its product cytochrome P450 CYP736A12-like. NCBI's taxonomy places the organism in Eukaryota, Viridiplantae, Streptophyta, Magnoliopsida, Fabales, Fabaceae. Gene Ontology annotation, molecular function: iron ion binding; monooxygenase activity; heme binding. The coding region runs from base 255 to 1142 and encodes 295 amino acids. The record is from RefSeq and is a predicted model, not a curated record. The transcript has 2 exons.
CGCAACAUGAUGAAACUGUGCAUGUUUGAGCUCUUAAACAUGCCGAAAGUUCAAAGCUUUGCUCCUUUAAGGAGAGAUGAAGUAGGACUGUUUGUGGAAUCACUUAAGAAAUCAGCAGCCUCACGUGAGGUUGUGAAUGUCAGUGAGAAAAUUGGGGAUGUUGUAGAGAAUACUGUCCAUAGAAUGAUUUGGGGUAAAUUUGAUGAUAAAUUUAAUUUGGUGUAAAACAGCUUGCUCGUGACGUUUUUCUCCUCAUGGGAGUUCUUGAUCUGGGAGAUUAUAUACCUUGGGUUGGGGCCUUUGAUCUUCAGGGACUUGUACGAAGGUUCAAGAAAGCGCACAAGAAAUUUGACGAAGUGUUAGAGAUAAUCAUCAAAGAUCACGAGGCUUCUGCUCGCCUUACCGACCAGAAAAGCGUGCAAUCUAUUGACUUCAUUGACAUAUUGCUAUCACAUAUGCACCAAUCAAAGGAUAAACAUGCUAUUACCAAAACAAACAUCAAGGCUAUUUUGUUGGAUAUAAUUAUCGGAGCAGUUGACACAACUAUCAUGUCGGUUGAUUGGAAUAUGGCAGAACUAAUAAGGCACCCAAGGGUUAUGAAGAAACUUCAAGAUGAGUUAAAGAAUAUUGUAGUGGGUAUGGGGAGGAUGGUAGAAGAAGCUGACUUACCAAAGUUGCCAUACCUCGAUAUGGUGAUGAAAGAGACCUUUAGGUUACAUCCACCUGCUCCACUCCUCCCACCUCGUGAGUGUACGGAAGAUUUUACAAUCAAUGGUUAUUUCAUUGCGAAAAAGUCACGAGUUUUAGUCAACUCUUGGACAUUAGGACGAGAUCCUAAGAUGUGGUCAGAUAAUUUUAAGGAUUUUUAUCCAGAAAGAUUUCAUAACACCGACAUAGAUUCUCAUGGGCACAAUUAUCAAUUUUCACCAUUUGGUUCCGGUCGUAGACGCUGUCCCGGGAUGCUAUUGGAUUUAACUACGGUUCCGUUUCUUCUAGCUCAGCUAGUGCAUUGCUUCAACUGGGAGCUUCCACCGGGCGUGUCUACUGAUGACAUGGACAUGACUGAGGAAUUUGGCCUUACAACGCCAAGAACUCAGAAUUUGCUAGCGAUUCCAACUUAUCGCUUAAUAAAUGAAGGUUAAUUGAAUGCAUUCAACCUCAUGAGAAAGCAGGAAGUUACUUUAAUGUGUUUUUUAAUUUAUUCCUUUCUUUGUUUUUCCUUGAAUAAGAUCUUCAUGUGCUCACAGAGCUUCUUAAUUUGCUGCACUUGGAUCGAUCAUACCUAAGAGAUUAGGAUGAUUUUAAAUUUCAGCAGUGUAAUGAUUGUAAUAUUUAAUAAUCCUGUUACUCAUGAUGGGUUUUAAUAA